Messenger RNA from Lymnaea stagnalis (great pond snail), 7654 nucleotides. NCBI's taxonomy places the organism in Eukaryota, Metazoa, Mollusca, Gastropoda, Lymnaeidae. The record is from the annotation of a GenBank genome assembly.
AAAGAUGCCAUCAUCAAUGAGGAAGAUGUGAGGUAUUUCACUGCUGACAUCACUGAGCUCCUCACCCUGGAAGCUGGUAUUAUGGAGGACCAGACCAACACUGACCUUUGGCAGAGGCUGGCCAUGAAGAAACUCACUGAUCCCAACAAGUAAUUGGUUCUAACAUUACUUUCAGUCCAUCGUGGAGAAUGCAAUAUUUAAACAUUGUGGCUUGUUAGAAAUUUUAUUUUGAGAAAAGUUAAAUUGAACACUUUGAAGUUGAUCAACUAGAAAAUCCAAAACAAAUUUCUAUUAUUUUAUUUGAAUUCUGUUUAUUAAGAAAAACUUACUUAUUCUUAGCGGCACAUUGGUUACUGCUUACUUAAACCUCAAUAAAAACUCCAUAGCGGUGAUGUUAAUUUCUCGAGAUGAAUGUUGGACACAUGGAUGGAUUUGGACAAGUUGGCACAUUAAUUGUGGCACAGCAGAUUCUGCAAUUAUGAAUAACACCCUUGUUAUUUUACAAAAAUUGUGUUUUUAAAAAAUUUUUAAAUAACUGCUCGGGGCUAAGCCUCCUAAUCUAUUGAUUCAUUAUCUAUAUGAUCUUCUAUAUUACAGGUCACAGAAGCAAUGCUUGGACCAAGCUCUCAAUGUUUUAGCUCGUGGUUUGGAAGUUAAUAAGGAGAGUGCAGAACUCUGGCUGCUGUAUUUAAUCUUGUAUAAAAGACAUCCUGAUGUUAAGGAUUUUCUCCAGUUUUGCCAGACUGCAUUGGAAUAUGCUCCUUCAUAUGAUAUAUGGUUUUUGGUGAGGAUGAAAUUACUUAAAAUAAAUCGGGGCAAAAUAUGGUUUUGAUAAUUUUAUUGUUGUGGGUAAAGUUUUAUUUUCUUUUGUAAAAGUGACCGUCACCCCAAUUUUUUUUUUAUCUUGUUCGCAGUACCUGUCUUCUCUGAAAACAUUCCCUGAGAAAGAUGAGGCCUGCACACAAGCCCUUGAGUUUCUCCACAAGACAGAUCAACAACACACAAUGGCGGUCACCUCGACCAAAUCCACUGGCCCACUUAAAGAUGUAAGGACCUCACAGAAGGUGAACAGUUCAGGGAGCAGUGAUGACCAGCAAGACAAUGUCCAUGAAUUUAAUAAAAGGCCAGUGCCUAAAAGUUCACAAGAAUUAGGUUAUAAAACUUCCACCAACCCAGUGUGUGAGAAUGGCUCAGAAACAACCCAUAUAUGGACACCAACUGAAACCAACUUAGAUAUUACUUCACAUUGCAAUAUAGAGGCGGGAGCUGAUAUUACCAGUAUUAAUUCUAAUGCACAAAGCAUCUGUGAUAAACAAUUUGUUGAUGGCUCUGUAGGAAAUGUGGAGAAGACAGAUAGUGGUGAGCCUGUAAAGUGUGUAGGAAAAAGUUUUGAAACAAAAGAAGCAGUUGAAAAUCCCGGAACAAGUAGACAGGUGUUUAAGAAGAGAUCGCAUCAAGUGUUGGAGAUGAUCCUCUUAAAGGCAGGACUUAAUUUGUACGCUGGAAAAUUUAAGACAGCCCUUCAUUUCCUUCAGGUCGGAAAUAAAUCUGUUACAUUUUCUUUUUGACAAAUUACAUAUUUUAUUUAUCUUUAAUUUUGAUUGUUACAUUGCUUGUUAUUUUAACAAACACUAGCAAUUAUUCAGAAGAUAAAGUGGCUAAGACACCCUAUUGUUGUUGCUUUCAUUGUGUAAGGCCAGAUCAAUCUGUGCAUAUCACAUGUUAAAUUGAUCUGAGCUUUGUUUCUGCAACAACCCCCUCAUGUUUACUCUGAAUGUUUUUUCAGUCUGUCCUGGGCUUAAAGAAAGUUCCAGACCUCCACCUAAGGCUAGUGGAGCUACUGACCAGCUCUGAUUUACUUGUUCUGUGGUUGAGCUACAUUUAUGUUCUUGAAUGGCGCCACUUGCCACCUUGCUUAUAUAGCAUUUCAAAUGAGAAUCCUGGAAGGCUAUUGUCCAAGGUGUGUUUUUGUGUAGAUUUGUUACUUUUGUGUCACAAUGAAAUAUAUUAUGAGAUUAUUUUUUUUGCAUGUUUUCCUUUCUGAUCUUUUAUAUUUAAAAAUGUUUUAAUGUCUUAUCUUUGUGUUUAUAUAUUCUUCAAUCAUAUUGAUUUCACUGUAUUAUUUAUAAUUUUUACACGUUAAAAUAUUUUUAAAUUAAUAAUCUGCCUGCAAGUUGUGACAUUGAGAUAUAUGUAUGAUUCAAUUUCAGUACAUGACUUAAUUUCACUUAAAAUCACCUAGUUUCACUAUGGAUUAAGAUAAAUUAUUGCUAAUAUUCAAUCAGGACCAUAUUACCUUGCCCUGGUCUUCUAAAAGCGAUCUCCAUACUUCUGUGGACAAUCUGGUGAAUCUGCACCAAACAGCCAUGAAAGUUUGGACAACUAGUGAGAAAGAUUCGGAGACCAUGGUGCAGUACACCAAGCUGGUCCAGUCUCUUGUAGCUCUCUACUUGUCACAGGGGAAGUAAGUAGUCAUUUUCUCAAGGGAAGUAAGUAGGUAUUCAGCAGGAGAAGGGGCUUUGAUAGCAAACAAAUUUUCCUUUCCCUUCAGCAUGCUGUGUUUAUUCAGUUCAUGUUGCAUUUAGUCAGUUAAUUUUGUGUUUGGUCAUUUAGUUAAAUUUGCAAUUAUUCAAUUAAUGAUCACUGAAAAAUUUCUAAUUGAUAUCUAAAAUUUCUUCAUUAUUGGAUUUUUAAAAAAAAUUAAGUAUGUAAUGCUUUCAAAUAUCAUAUAAAACACUUCUAAUUCAUUUGAUUUACACUUUAACUUACAAUAAAUCUCUGAAUCAAUUUUGUUUGGAUUGAACUAUAUUUAAAAGGAUAAUGAAUCACCUUCUGCCUCAUCUGGCCAUAAAAUCUUCUUUUGGAAUUCUAGGUUCUAAAAUGAUAACAUUGUUUUAUAACUCAAAGUGUUACGAAACUUAACUUUUUUUUGCUGUUGAAGCACAUCUCUUGGUGCUGUGAGUUGCUUCUAUCCUUUCUAGAUAAAAUCACUUGAAUUAGCUUAAAAUAGUUACAUUUCUAGUAGUGAAUUGUAUGUGGGGCUUACCAUGUCUGUGUUAGUAACAAAAAAUUAAAUGUAUGUUAGUCUGGGAAAAGCAUGAGUGUGAAGUUAGAAUUUAUUUCAUAUAGGGGAACAUAUGGUUGAAUAGCUAUAGGUUAUCUUGUAUGUUUAAAGUGUGGGCCCUGUAUUUCAGAGCUGCAGAGGCAGCCACAGCUUGUAAAACUGUUUUGAUAGAUCAACAACUAGUAGAUAUUUGGAUGACCACGGCAGACUUGUAUGCUUCCUCAAAUCAUUAUGAAGGUGCUAUUCAGGUAAAUGGAAUAUUUUUUUUAAUGGAUUUCAGAGCACAUUAGUCAACGUUUUUUAAAUUCCUAAAUCUAGGAUAAUGCUGCUGUUCUGUUGACCUAUGUUACAAGACUUUUCUGUUGAGGUCUAUAUUGAUGUCUCUAUUAAGAACUCUGUUGAUAACUUAUUUCACCUAAGUUCAUUAACUUGAUAGAUUUUAUCAACAUGGAUUAGAUGUGUUUGAUUACAUUUUGUAACAAGUACUGACCUUUGUUGCCAACAUACGAUAUUAUGAACAGUGAGUGCACCAGUCAUACGUUAUAUUUAAAUGUUGUAAAUUGUGAAAGAAAUGACUAUGAUUGAUAUUAUUCAAAAACUAUGAGUAACGUAACAGUAUUUAAACUUACUUUUAUUAUAGUUAAAUUCAAUAGACUAUUAUAAUUUAGAGCAAUGGCCCAGUUUGUAUCAUUUACGUGUGGUGUAUGUUAAAUACUGUCUUGUGUUGUAUGCAGGUGAUACAGGAUGCUUUGAGAGCUCACCCUUACAGCACCAAGCUUCAGUUUCAUCAAAAUUUAUUUCUUGCUUCAAAGGUAAUCAAAUUAUUGAGCCAAUGGUAGCUGUGAUGUGGUAAAUCUUUUCAUUUGUUCUGCCUGUAAAUGAAGACGCUGAUACCUUUCAUCAUAAUGAUAAAACAGAGUGCUUUAUAGAGUUAAUGAAGUGAUACUGACGGCGUUAAUUUACAUGAACUGCACCUUGGUGUUGACUCAGUUGUAACUCUAUAUUUAUGUUGGUCCUCCAUCAGGGUGAAAGUGAGCUUGCACUGAAGAACCUAGAGCAGUUUGUGAUCUCACAUUUUGAGGCAAGCUCUAAACUUCUCCACCAUUUAGACCCAAACCUUCUCUACUGGUAAGUGAAGCACUAGUUGCUGUGACCAAUUUGGUGACCUGUGACAUUAUCAUUAGUCAGAGAUUUUUUUAUACUUCUGGUGAUUUUUUAAAUUUAAAAUGUAAAUUUUUUUGAUGGACUUGGCCAAGAAUUUGCAUUUAAUUAAUUACAAUAAUGACGUGAAUAAAUCACUAACUUCUUUAAUUUAAAAAAAAUACAUAUGUAGUUGAAAAAUAAAAGUUUAUCUCUUGCAGUCAACUUUUAAAACAAGAAGAGGCGCUUCACCUUCGCAUGGCAAGACUGAAAAAAGACAUUCCAAAUAAUUUACACAAAGACACUUACAUGUGGUUAUGUUACAGGUAUGUAUGUGUUGCAAUACUUUUUUUUUUUUGUUUUUUUUUUGGAUACAAAUUGUGUGAAGUAAGGAUUGAAUUAGCAUGCUUCUCGUGCCCAUGUUUCUAGGCUCUAGACUAAAACAUCAAAACUUCAGUCACUCGUAGUUCUCAAUCCCCUAAAAGAUGGGAUGAUUAAAAAAAAAGAGAGAGACAAGAUUGAGUGUGACAUUUAACAAGAAAGACUACGAUUAAUAUUUCAUGAUGGUGACAUAAAAUUCGCAUAGAUAGUUGUCCCCUGCCAACAUUAUCAUGAUAUAUUCAAAUUUGUUAAGGUUUUAAAUGGAGAGAAUAAGACAAGCAAAGCGCAUCUAUUUCUUUAUGACUAAGCAGGUAAUUGUGUGUAUAUUUUGACAUGUGUUGUGAGCAAGUUUAUUUGCUUUGAGCAUCUCAUUGCAGUCUGCUGAUGGAGUUACAAGGGGAGACAACAGACACCAUUGAAAUCUAUGAGAAGUCACUAACUCAAGCACAUUCUCCUGAAGAUCUAGUUGUGAUCUGGCAGAAGUAAGGAAUAAAAGUUGUAACAUCAUCUUAGUUUAAGUUUUACACUACCCAUAAAUCAAGGACUUUGUAACUUAGCUAAAAUUUACUCUCUCUUAAAAAAUCUGUAUAAUUUGUAUGGUUUAUGUCAUUUUCCUAAUGAUUUUUUUUUUUGAAUGAUAUAAAUGUUGAAUUUUGUUUGUGACCCAGAUAAUUAAAAAAAAUAUUCAACAGUUAUAUAUCAUACAUUGUGAGAUCUGGCUGUGGGUUCAAGGAUGUACGAGACAUAAUCUGCCGUUCUAUUAUCUCAAUGCCGACAAAACGGGACAUCCCAUUUUCUUCCUCACCAUCUGCCACCUGGCUGGAUUACACCCAUUACAACCAGUUGGUGGAGUCCUGGCUCUCUGUUCUGCCUGUGGAAGACAAAGUGAAUCUCAUGGAGAUGUGCCUCAGCUUUGUACCCGGGAAUGUCCAGCUGUUACUACGGUAAUGUUCAUGCCAGGAGCACACUGAUGAGCUCAGUUGGAAACAGUUUUAAUGUCAUUGGUUGUGAAAGUAUGGGUCAUGUAGAACAUUCAGAGGGUCACAGCAAACACUGAUCAAUGUUGUCAAUUUAAAUGUUUGUUGAAAUGGAUCAUUAUGGUGCACUAAAGGUUAACUCAUAGCUCAUGGGCGUUUGUUAGGAAAAUGAUGGAUUGAAAGUUGGGUUCAACGGAGCCUGAAAAUAGUUCUUUAAGAUUCAAAAAAAAAAAAUGCAAAUAUAGACAGACACACACACACACACACACAUAUACAAUAGUCCUUGAAUUGUAUGAAUUAUUUCAUGACAGAAAAAACAAAUGUUCAUUUUAAAUUCAUUUAUACACAGAAAAUUUUUAGAACUUUUUUCUGAUUUGAUGUCAAUAUCCAGUGUAAACAGUUGUUAAAAAAAAAAGCAGUGUUAUAGUUUAAAUUUAUAGUAUAAAGUAUAGACAUUGAUUUGUCUGUUUUUAAAGUAUACAAUGAGGCUAAUCCUAAGGUUAUUAAAGUGAUCUUUUUUAGCAAUUAUAAAGUGAUUUUGUUGACCAUUUCACUAGUAAAUUCAACUUGAGUAAAUUAAUAAAGGCCAGAUGCCGAGAUCCUGUGUUAGAAAUACCAAGUCACUAUUUCCACUCAGAAACCAUUGUUUUAUUUACUUCUAGAGCUGUUGAUCUGUGCGUGGAGCUGAAGGAAACCCGCCGGGCCUACAGCUGGUGUAAGAUGUCAGCUGCUCAAGUUGAUAGGCCAGCAACUGCUGCCUUCUGGAAAAUGUGAGUGUCCUACAUUUUUUUUUCAAAUUUUGCCAUUAUCUAUUGUGUAUGAUUUAUAAUUUACUGAUUCAAUGUAUGAAAUUAUGGGGAUGUGGCAUACAAAAUAUGAAACCGGAAUAUAGUUUUAAUAUUUAUGGAGCUUUGAUGAAGAAAAUGUAGGCUAAGCUUUGAUUUAUUUUCAAUGUAUAUAAUUCCUUUACAAACACUUUCUUUUUGUUUAACCCAACUUUACUUCCCAGGGCUGUUGCACUUGCACAUAUAGAAGGCACUCAGAGAGAGGUAUCUAUCUAUAAACUGUUUAACAAAUAAACAUAAAUGUAUAAUUAAUGCAUGGGUAUGUUAUAUUGAGUUACUUUAAUUGAUAUUAUUAUAAAUUGUUAUUAAAAGCCUGCAACUAUCUAUCUGUCUGCUUGCAUUCUCAUCUCCUUGCAAUGCACAUCAUUUUACUUUUGUCCAAUGAAAGCCUGAUGUUUCAGGUGGAGCAGAUGUUGAUUGGCUGUGUGGAGACUAUGCCUCUUGCUGUUUCAGGAUGGAAAGAUGUAAAAGAAAUCUGUUGUUGUUGUGUCCUUAGAAUACUCAAUAAGCUGGCAGUAGUUUAUUCCCUAAAACAGCAUAGAUUAUUAAGAAAGGAAUUAAUGUUUCAUUUCAGUGUAGUUUCUUUUAAUAAAAUUCUUCAUAAAUUUUAAGGCUUUGCUGGAAAAAAAAAAUUUUUGAAUGUAUUUUCAAGAUACUUAAAAGAAAUUUUAAUCUUAAAGACAUAACUCAUUUUUAAAUCUUUUAUUCAGACACAGGUUAGAGUUUACAGAGAGAUUGACUGUAGUUGUAAAAAUAUGUUCUUAUUCAGUGUUUCAGGAGACUUAAAAUUUAGAGAGAAAUACAUUGUUUUUCAUGUUUUUUUUUUAAAAAAAAUGUAAGAAAAACCUGAAUAGUAAAAAAAAUUUUCAUUGAGAUUAUGUUUCUGAUUUUUUCAGUUCCUACUGUUUGAGGUAUCACGGGAAAACUUGGGAGCAGUUGAAAUUUUGCUGACUCAUUGUCGCCAGUUAGGACUUAAUAUAGACGGAUUUGUGGCCACGAUCUCGGCCACAUGAAUUGGUAAAACUGAAUCUAAUUAACUUACUGUUGAUCAACUUGUCUGCAUCAAUUUGGAAUAAGUCCUAAUGGGACCAUAAGAAGUGAAGUGAUUUUAACUUGCUCUAGUGGUUCUCAAAUUAGUUCAGACCUACCAAAACUUGUAGGGUUUUUUUUUUUUAAGCUUACCAGUAGCAAAACAAAAUUUAUCUUCUCUAGAGGUAAAUUGAAAAGGAUAUUAAUAGACUAGGUGC